Purpureocillium takamizusanense is the source of this 2022-nucleotide messenger RNA. RefSeq lists its product as uncharacterized. NCBI's taxonomy places the organism in Eukaryota, Fungi, Ascomycota, Sordariomycetes, Hypocreales, Ophiocordycipitaceae. The transcript has 3 exons. The record is from RefSeq and is a predicted model, not a curated record. Bases 1 to 2022 code for a protein of 673 amino acids.
AUGGGUCGAGGAGGUCGCGGUGGCGGCCAUGCCCCCUUUCGUCGGCCUGUCGACUUGACCGGCAUCAUUUCCGCCGCUGAGAGAAACGACUUGAUCACUCUGGCUAAUGCCAUCACGGAAAAGAUGCACAGCGACAUUAGCCGUGUUUUCGACUCCCCUAAAGUGAGCACCGUUGACGACAAUGGCGAAAAAAACCCCUUCCAGUCAAUUCUUGUCGUCUUCCGUCGACAUGAAGGCAACACGUCCGACAACCUGGGAGUCGCUGAACAGUCCCCUGCUAUCCCUGGCGGCGAUGGAUCCAAGACGUAUAGCAAAGUGCAUGAGAUUGUCGAAAAGGAGGAGAAACAGGCCAUGACACCUCAGCUGGGCGAGCUCAGAAGAGAGGCCCUUAUGUUCUUUCGCAAGUGGCAGCAUGUGAUCACUCAGAGAAUCCGGGAGAUCGCCGUCACCGAGCCCACCGGCCACAUGCCGGGCGGCGGCACUCGUGGCCGUGGUGGCCGUGGCUCUCGAGGUGGUGGCCGCGCCCGCGGUGCGCGAGGUGGUGCUGGUCUGGGUCGUGGAGGUCUGACCCUGGCACUUGGCCCGCCCCGUGUCCCUGUAAACCAGAUGGACCGUGAGCUGGCCGCAGCAUUCCCGCCGAUUCCUACCACUCUGUGGACACUUCACGUGGAAAAGCGAAAGCUUCUUCUGCAUGUGGUCCUCUUGCUUGUCCUGUCGCUCCAGGACUACAAUGCCAACGCACGAGUCUUUCUUCUCAACCUUACAUCUGCCCUCAAUCUUUCCUUGGCCAUCUAUCAUGGUGAAGAGCUUCGAAUCUCUCAGGCCUUGGCAAAACUUGCUCUCGAAUAUGCUCCCCGGGACGAAGCCGGUCAAAGGGUCGAAGAACAGAAAGGCCCAAAGCGAUGGAAGGUCGGAUUCACUUCUCCGAGUCCCAACUCUACUAUUGCUUCUGCGCUCAAGGCAGAAGGCAUCGGAACCAUCAACGACGGGCUGACCCUGAGCGUCGCCACCAUUGCAGGGCUUCUUGGGCCCUUGGGAGAGUAUGGGCACUUACUGGGUAACAUGUUUGGCAUCAACGCUGUUCGGCCCACUAGCAAGCUGCUGGAGGCAUGCGGCAAGGACGUGUCCGAUUUUGCCUUCCUCCGCUUGCACGACCCAGCCAACUCCGAAUACCGAGACAUGAAGGAGACUCCAGCGGCCGGUCGCCGUCUUCGUGUGGUCUUGGCCAUGAGCGGAUGCUAUUCCGAGACUGAAGACCUGGUUAGACCCUGGCGUUUUCUUGGCCAGCAAACCGAGAGCUAUGCGGUCAGAUGGGACGUGACGUCUCUCACAAACCUCGGGAGCGCCGUCGAGACAGUCAUCAAGAGCACCGCUUGGGCAAAUGCAGCCAAGGAGAUCAGAUCGCGAUCCCUCUUCGCCAGUCUCCUGCACAAUUCGUGGCCCGUCGCUCUACUCAAAGUGAGCAAGAUCAUUGAUAAUCCGUGGAACUGGGGGAUGGUUCGAGCCGAGAAAGUGGGCGCUUUGCUCGCGGACGCUCUUGUGCGACACAAGUUUCAGGGCGAGAGAUCGGUCUCUCUCAUAGGAUACAGCCUUGCAGCUCGAGCGAUCUACACCUGCCUGAUGGUGCUGGCCGAACGCCGCCAGUUCGGCUUGAUCGACUCGGUAGUUCUCAUUGGAACUCCAGCACCGUCCGAGAGCCGGGUUUGGCUGACGCUGAAGAGCGUUGUGUCUGGCAGGCUGGUCAACGUUUACUCGGAGCACGACUACAUGCUGGGUUUCCUCUAUCGCACCUCGAAUGUCCACUUCGGAGUGGCGGGACUGCAGGAGAUUCAGGGCGCCAACGGCGUCGAAAAUCACUGCGUCAAAUACCUGCCCCGAGGACACUUGGGCUACCAGGUCCUUACUGGUCAGAUUCUGAAGGACAUUGGCUGGGACUCUCUGGAUGUGGAUGCUGUCAAGGCUGAUGUGGCCCAGCAUAGGGGUUCGGGACGUCGAGGCAGGGGCAGAGGCGGCCGAGCCUAA